This is a messenger RNA of Bursaphelenchus xylophilus (pine wood nematode), 298 nucleotides long. Lineage: Eukaryota; Metazoa; Nematoda; Chromadorea; Rhabditida; Aphelenchoididae. The record is from the annotation of a GenBank genome assembly.
AUGCCUCGCGUUAAGGUGUUGUUGUUUGGAAAAGCGGCCGAGCUCGCUGAGUCACGGGAAAUAACCGUAGAAGUCCCCGAAACAAUAUUAUACGGGGAGCUAUUCGAAAAAAUAUUCGAAGUUGUAAGUCGUAAACGCCUGUUUUUUAAAAAAGAAGCAUAUUCAGGAACCUUCGUUGAACCCAAUUAAAUCAACAUGUGUAAUUGCAAUUGACCAAAAAUAUGGAGGGAAAGAAGAGCAGAUAACAAUUACAAAUAGAACGGAGAUUGCAGUAAUACCUCCAUUAUCUGGCGGAUGA